Molecule: messenger RNA, 1512 nt
Organism: Rotaria sordida
Lineage: Eukaryota; Metazoa; Rotifera; Eurotatoria; Philodinida; Philodinidae
Source: the annotation of a GenBank genome assembly
AUGUUUCAUACAAUUCAACAACAAUUAAAGAUAUUACUCCUAAUCACAUGUUACUGUUUCAAUUUCAUCAUUGGAGGUCCUGAUCAACUUCGUUUGUUAAAAUAUCUAUUGGUUGACAAUCAAUACAACCGAAUUGCACGACCUGUUCAAAAUGACUCUGACCCAUUACCUGUUACUAUAAAUUUGGCUUUACAAAACAUCAUUGAAUAUGAUGAAAGGAACGAAGCUAUUGUCGUUAGUGGCUGGAUGACUAUCAUGUGGAAUGAUUAUAGUUUAAGAUGGAAACCAGAAGAGUUUGGUAAUAUUCAAACACUACGAAUACCAAGUAAACAAAUUUGGACACCAGAUAUUCUCCUAUAUAAUAGUGCCGAUGAAAAUUUUGAUAUUACAAUGAAAAUCAAUGCUGUUGUACAACAUAAUGGUGAUAUUCAAUAUGUACCCCCAGUAUUAUUCAAAUCGAUUUGUCCAUUUAAUAUCGCUGCAUUUCCAUUUGUAAGAGUCAAUCUGAUAGCAGAAAAUAGCAAAGGUCAAUUAGAUGCAUAUGUCAAAAAUGACGAAUGGGAUCUAGAAGAUUUCUCUGCAACGAAUAAUGGCAUCGCAUACGACUGUUGUCCAAGUGUUUAUCCAUACGUAUUAUACACUAUUCGAAUGCGUCGACGUUCUCUUUACUACAUCAUAAAUAUCAUUAUACCUUGUUUUCUUAUUAAUUGUAUGACAAUAUUUGGAUUUUUAUUAUCACCGGAUAGUGGAGAAAAAUUAACCUUGCAUAUUACAACUCUUCUAACUGUUGUUAUGUUCAGUUUACUUCUAGCAGAAAUUCUCCCACCAAGUUCAAAUGCUAUACCAAUUAUUACUGCUUAUUUCAUAUGUGUUAUGAUUAUAUCAGCAGUUUCAGUUGUUGCAUCAAUAUUAAUAUUAUCACUUCAUUUUCGAAAUUCUAAAAAUCAUACAAUGUCAUUAUGGGUUCGUAAGUAUAUUUGUAACUAUUUAGCAUGGCUAUUACUUAUGAAGCGUCCCGAUUAUGAUUUGAGUUGGCGUGGGAUUCGUCGUCAAUGGGCGUCUUCAAAACAAGAAUCGAAUAAUGUAAAUAAAUCGAUCGAUAAUCGUCAUGCUAAGAUUCUUCCUGAACCGUCGUCGUUGAAUAAUACAUUUGAAUUAUUAUCAACUAAUGUUAUAAAUGUUGAUAAGAGAUCUUUAGAAUUCUUAGAAAGACAACGCUCAGAUCCGCUAUUAGAAUUUUCUGUACCUCCAACAACGGAAAUUCACAAUUCUCGUCAUCAUCAGAAUACAUCGAAUGAUUUGUAUACAUGUGAUAUGGAAAUGACUCGUUCUGAGCUACGUGUUAUUAUUUCUCAACUUGCUAUUCUUAUUAAUUAUUUUCGACAAAAAGAGAAAGAUGAUGAUAAUUCGCAAGACUGGCAAUUUGUGGCAAUGGUCAUCGAUCGUCUUUGUCUAGUGAUUUUUGCUGCAAUCAUGCUUCUUUUUACUGUAUUUACUUUUCUCAAAAUUUAA